UAAGCGCUGAUUGGUUGGAAAAUAACCGCGGCGGAUAGAGGACAUUGCAAGCUGAGCUGUACUGUAUUCUACUCAUUUUUACGCUGCAUUUAAUUAUAUAAUAAUCAUAAAAUAAAUUUUAAAAUUCAGUGUUUUAUCAUACGUCUUUGUAUGUUUGAGAUUAUGUAAUCCGGGAUCGUCGGGGAAGCACUGUAAGGGAAGGUACAUUCAUCUUUUUCCAUGGAGCUGUAACAUUCUACUGUGUGUCUUUAUAGAGUACAUCAAAGACAAUGGAAGCUAACAAGCACAUUCUUAAUAUAACUGGGCAUUUACAAUGUGCCUAUUGUAGUUACCAAUGUAUUAGCAAUGAAAACUUUCAAAUUCAUACCGGUACAUGUCAUCCAGAACACUGUGAAGAAAUUGAUAUAGGCAGGCUGGGUAAGGUUGUAAUUUAUCAGAGAAGUGCCAAACUGUUUCACUGCCAGGUGUGCUUUUUCACUGGCAAGACCUACACCAGUGUGUAUGAUCAUGUGAUCAUCAGCCACUCCCUCUCAGGGAAUCCCAACACUCUGCUAUCAAAAAAUAAGCUCAACGAAAAUGAGGAGUCGAAGGUACCGCUUAGUGGCAUCCAGGAAGAGUUUGUAAAAGAAGAGAAGGACAAGCCAGAAACGAGUGAAGACGUGGCUGAAAAUUCCAGUGAGAAAGUGAAUGAUGCAGACCUUGAUAGCCUAUACACAACUCCGGCCAAGUUCACGCCACUUAAUAGCAUAAAAAGUGAUGAUCGGGAAUCAGGUGACAACGAUUCCAACAGUCCUGAUGUACCUAAAGAGGAAAAAUCGGCUAAAAGAAAAAGGCUCCACGGGAGUUCUGAAGAUCAGCCAGUGGACUUUGAAGACUGUGACGACCGUGGUUAUUCUCCGAAUGGCAGUUCAUCUAGCUCCAAUAAACACCUCGAGCAAGAGGGAUCAAAGGGUGCUGCACAGGAUGAGGAAGCUGUGUUUCUUUCAAAGUAUGUCAAACGCAAAGUAGGAAGGUACUACUGCAAAAUCUGCAACUGGAGAGGAAAAAUGAAAGGCUUUGUUCUGUAUCAUGUGAGUCGGAAACAUAAUAUUCCCAAACCCUACGCCUGCAAAGAAUGUGACAAGUCCUUUUUUCUGGAGAGCCUUCUUAAUAAUCACAUACAUCUUCACCACAAACAGGGUUUGUACAAAUGCCCGUACUGUCCUUUCGAAUCGAACUUUCUUCGAGGUAUUAGGAAGCAUUUAAAACACUGUAGCUCCCAGCAUGGGGAGAGUGCUGACAAUGAACUCUGGGACAGUGAUGAGCAAAUGGAUGAUUAGAAUGAAGUCAGUUAGGUUACCACGGUUACCUCUAGUGGGUUUCCUGUCAUCUCUGUUUAUUUUGAUUACUGAGCCACAGGUCUGGUGCUUGUUUGUGGUUUUGCCUGUGUUGUGUUGUGUUGUGUUGUGUUCACAGGGAAACCAUCUCAAACUGAUCAAUACUCCGGUAUAUAGUAUAUACGACUCAACAAAGUGUUUCAUAGUCCUGUCACAGCAACUCGAACAGUCCACAGCUUUUGCUGAAAGCCUCAAAGUCUACAAACAUGAAACUGGCAACAAUACCAAGCUAUUGAAUACAUCACAGAUGGUCCUUUUUUGUAAGAUGUAGGCUAUCUGGUGAAUAUAUUGUGUUAGUAAUGGUUAGGAUGUUUUCUGAUAUGUUUAAUUCGUAUUUAUCCAGUGUAUGUGUGACAUAGAGAUAGAGAGAUACUACACCAAUAUGCCCCACUCCCCUUAUUUAUUUAUUUUUGUUAACUUUUUAAUCUGUUUAAUAUCAUAUCUUUUCGUUUGGUUAUUAUUUUUUGUAAUUUAUGAAUAUUUUAAUCCAAAUAACCAAUUACUAUGUGAUGCCAUUAAUUUUUAAUAUCCAGUGCUCCUUAAGUAUAAAAUGUAUGGCAAAAUGAAUGAAUAGGAGAAUCCCAAAAAAAUUAAAAAAAAUUAAAUUGUUACAAAAAA
This is a messenger RNA of Acipenser ruthenus (sterlet), 1994 nucleotides long. RefSeq names its product chromosome alignment-maintaining phosphoprotein 1-like. The coding region runs from base 270 to 1319 and encodes 349 amino acids. The record is from RefSeq and is a predicted model, not a curated record. The transcript is spliced from 2 exons. Gene Ontology annotation, biological process: attachment of mitotic spindle microtubules to kinetochore. Lineage: Eukaryota; Metazoa; Chordata; Actinopteri; Acipenseriformes; Acipenseridae.